Messenger RNA from Arvicola amphibius (Eurasian water vole), 644 nucleotides. Its product is annotated as zinc finger matrin-type protein 5. Lineage: Eukaryota; Metazoa; Chordata; Mammalia; Rodentia; Cricetidae. Bases 77 to 583 code for a protein of 168 amino acids. Gene Ontology annotation, cellular component: U12-type spliceosomal complex. Gene Ontology annotation, molecular function: zinc ion binding. The record is from RefSeq and is a predicted model, not a curated record. The transcript has a single exon.
GACCGGCGAACACAAGAGGAGGAGCCCGGAGCCGUCCAGCCACGGAGCCAGGGCCCUAGCAUUGGUGGAGGUGGCCAUGGGGAAGCGAUACUUCUGUGAUUACUGUGACCGCUCCUUCCAGGACAACCUCCACAACCGGAAGAAGCACCUAAACGGGCUGCAGCACCUCAAGGCCAAGAAGGUGUGGUACGACAUGUUCCGAGAUGCAGCUGCCAUCUUGCUGGAUGAACAGAACAAGAGGCCUUGCAGGAAAUUCCUGCUGACAGGCCAGUGUGACUUUGGCUCCAACUGCAGGUUUUCUCACAUGUCAGAGCGAGACCUGCAGGAGCUGAGCAUCCAGGUGGACGAGGAGAGGCGGGCCAGAGAGUGGCCACUGGAGACUGCUGAGCUUCCUGAGGGUCACCUGGAGGACUGGCUGGAGAAGAGAGCCAAGAGGCUGAGCUCAGCCCCGAGUAUCAGGGCGGAACCUAUCAGAACCACUGUCUUCCAAUACCCUGUGGGCUGGCCACCAGUGCAGGAGCUGCCGCCCUCCCUGCGGGCACCCCCUCCUGGAGGAUGGUCCCUACAGCCCAGAGUCCAGUGAGGCUGAGCUCUUCCCCCCUCCCCGCCUGGCUUCUGGUCACCAGUCACAGUAAAGACAUUUG